CUCACAGCGCUGAAACUGAUCCACAUAGAUCUGUAGCAGUGUGUCACAGUGUCACUGUUUUACCGGGGAAAGGGAUACACUUGCGUUUUACAUUCAGGCGUCUUACAACCACCGGCAAUGCUGUGUUACAUUUUUAACUGAAAGAAGGAAUAACUGCAAAAAUGACAGUGGAUUUUGAGGAUUGUAUUAAAGAUUCUCCCCGUUUCAGGGCGAAUAUCGAUGAAGUUGAGACUGAUGUUGUGGAAAUAGAAGCCAAGCUAGAUAAGCUGGUGAAGUUAUGCAGCGGUAUGAUCGAAGCGGGUCGUGUGUACGUCAGUGCUAAUAAACUCUUCGUCAAUGGCAUUCGAGACUUGUCUCACCACUGCAAAAAGGAGGAGAUGAUCUCAGAAUGUCUUGAGAAGUGUGGAGAGAGCCUUCAGGAAAUCGUCAACUAUCACAUGAUCCUGUUCGACCAGGCCCAAAGAUCCGUGAAGCAACAGUUGCACAAUUUUGUGAAGGAGGAUGUUCGGAGGUUUAAAGAGACUAAGAAGCAGUUCGAUAAGGUUCGGGAGGAUAUGGAGAUCGCCCAGGUGAAGAACGCCCAGGCGCCUCGCAACAAACCGCAUGAGGUGGAGGAGGCCACCAGCACCCUCGUCACGACCCGCAAGUGCUUCCGACACCUCGCCCUCGACUACGUGCUUCAGAUCAAUGUUCUUCAAGCCAAAAAGAAAUUUGAGAUUUUGGAUUCGAUGCUGUCGUUCAUGCAGGCUCAGUACAGUCUGUUCCAGCAGGGCUUCAACCUCCUGGACGAGAUCGACCCCUACAUGAAGAAGCUGGCUGCCGAGUUGGAUCAGCUGGUCAUUGAUUCUGCUAUGGAGAAGAGAGAGAUGGAGCACAAACACGCCACCAUACAGCAAAGAACUUUGAUACAGGACUUUGCUUAUGAUGACUCCAAGGCAGAAUUCAACAUGGAUGCUCCCAAUGGUGUCGUGAUGGAGGGAUACCUAUUCAAGAGGGCGAGCAAUGCGUUCAAGACGUGGAACAGGCGAUGGUUUUCGAUACAGAACAGUCAACUAGUCUAUCAGAAGAGACUAAAAGACGUUUUGACCGUGGUUGUGGAGGACCUGCGGCUUUGCUCUGUGAAACCAUGUGAAGACAUUGAGAGAAGGUUCUGUUUUGAAGUGGUGUCGCCUACAAAGAGCUGUAUGCUGCAGGCUGAAUCGGAGAAGCUCCGUCAAGCUUGGAUUCAGGCGGUUCAGGCCAGCAUUGCUUCUGCCUACAGAGAGAUUUCUGAAAACUAUUACAUAGAGCGUCUGGACAGGACAGCUUCUCCCUCCACGAGCAGCAUCGACUCCGCCAGCGAGCCGCGGGAGCGUAUCGUUCGAGGAGAGAGCAUCUUACAGCGCGUGCAGUGUCUGCCGGGAAACGAGAUCUGCUGCGACUGUGGCCAGGCCGACCCGCGCUGGGCCAGCAUAAACCUCGGCAUCCUGCUCUGCAUCGAGUGCUCUGGCAUACACAGGAGUUUAGGUGUCCACUGCUCUAAAGUUCGCUCUUUAACACUGGACACGUGGGAGCCAGAGCUUAUGAAGCUAAUGUGUGAGCUUGGCAACACUGUAAUCAACCAUAUUUAUGAAGGUGCGUGUGAGGAACAAGGACUAAAGAAACCCGGUCCCAACAGCUCAAGGCAGGAGAAAGAAGCGUGGAUCAAAGCGAAAUACGUGGAGAGGAAGUUCCUGAAGAAGAUGUGUGGCUCCGAAGCCCUGGUGGAGGGAAGCAGGAAAUCCCGUCACUGGAGCGUGAAGAAGUGCAGGAGACACAACAGCUCCAUCAGAGCCCCUAAAACACGCCGGAAAUACAGGCACGACGCCGGGAUCAUGUCGCCAGGCAAUCUCUCCGCUGCUGCUGCGGCCGCCAAGUUUCGGAGAGAAUCUUUGUUUUGUCCCGAUGAGCUCGAUUCACUCUUCUCUUACUUUGACACAGGCUCAGGGCCUCGCAGUCUCAGCAGUGACAGCGGGCUUGGCGGCAGCACGGACGGCAGCACGGACAUACUCGUGUUCGGCUCAGUGGUGGACAGUGUCACUGAAGAAGAGUGUGAGGACUCUGAUGAAUCCAGCGGAGAGGUCGAUAUCGAGCAGGAAGCGUCGGAUCCAGAAGACGGGCGGGAGCUUGACGCGAACGCUCUGCUUCACAAGGCGUCGCGGGCCAGGAACCUCCCGGUCAUGGCGGAAGCACUCGCACACGGUGCAGAUGUCAACUCGGUCAACGAGGAGGACGAAAGCAAGAGUGCAUUAAUACAAGCCGUCACAGGGGGCUCUCUGAUAGCCUGUGAGUUCCUGCUGCAGAAUGGAGCAGACGUCAAUCAGAGGGACGGGCGAGGACGGGCACCUCUCCACCACGCCACGUGCCUGGGUUACACGGGACAGGUGUGUUUGUUCCUGAAGCGAGGAGCCUCUCAGAUGGAGGUGGACGGAGACGGGCAGGACCCUCUCAGUAUCGCCGUUCAGGCAGCCAAUGCAGACAUCGUCACAUUAUUGCGGUUAGCUCGGAUGAACGAAGAGAUGCGGGAAGCGGACGGGCCCUUCGGACAGCCAGGUCAAUAUCCCAGCAGCAGUCCCACAGAGCAGCAGUACAAAAAGUGUAUUCAGGAGUUUAUCUGCCUCACCAUUGACGAAUGCUAGGGGGCGCUCUUGAGCGCUGGCAGACUGUGAGGAGGAGCACGUACUCAGUUUGUAGCCCGUAACAGGAAUAGCUUUAGCAAGGAUUGAGUGAUAUCCUCAACUUCCUCCUCACCUGACCAAGUAUAGUUUACACGUUGUGUUCGUAUGUAUGUGGUUAACACAAAAUAUUGUAAUGGAACGGCUAGUAUAGCCGGCUAGAGGCAUCAUUCAAACGUGACGUUAAUCGCGAUUAAAUAAUACAUUGAUGGAUUAACGGCCUUGUCUUACUGAAUUAGUCAUUCAAAAACAGCGUUUCUGAGUGUUAUUGAGUCAUUAUGUGCAAAAUAUGACUGUGCGCACUUUUCCUACCGACAGUAUUUUUUUGUUUUUUUACAUCUUUUUAUGUUAUUUUGCCUCAUGUUGAUGAUGUUUGUUGUGCUUUUUAUUUAUGUUCCGUCCUGAGGAUUAGUGCAAUUAUAACUAGAAUAUGGAAAUAUGUAUGGGCAUUUACGUUUGCCUAUCUAGACCUUUUUUGUCUUUCGCAUCACAUCAGAACCCCUCAUAUGCUAACGAAACGGGUGUUUUGACCCCUUUAAAGUUUUAAAAAGAUGUCAGCUAUUCGAAAUUAUUUAUAAAACGUAUCGCAGCCGUCUGUUUUAUAUAUUUGUACUUGUAUUGCCAAGCUCUCAAAUGACUGUCAUGUGAUUUUUAAUGAGAAACGCUUGUCUAGAAGCUGUCAGUAUUUGCAUGCGUUUACUCGCUCGCAUACCGAGGCAAAUCUGCCCGUCUGCAUUAGCAAGCAUGGUUCCUUAUUUUAGCCACCUGAUGCUG
Pimephales promelas (fathead minnow) is the source of this 3467-nucleotide messenger RNA. NCBI's taxonomy places the organism in Eukaryota, Metazoa, Chordata, Actinopteri, Cypriniformes, Leuciscidae. The record is from RefSeq and is a predicted model, not a curated record.